AUGACUACGACCUGCUUAUUAGAGGACUUGGUGAAAGUGCGUCAGUGCGGACUUGGAACGAUUUCGAAAGCCACCAAGGAUCUGCUGAAGAGGAGAAGAGCACUGAGGCUGAAUCCGACUGCAUCACAUCUCGAGCGACUGGCCAAUAUCAGUUGCAGAACAGCUUUGCAAGUACAGUGCAAGAAAUCUUUAAAAGUACAAGCAGUCGAAAAUUUUAGAAGCAGCACAACGAAGGAGAAGUCUGAAGAAGUACCGCAGACUUCUCGACUAUCGUGUUCCGCUGGCACAUUACUAAACGAAGACGGGACUCGCACAUCUUAA
This is a messenger RNA of Strongylus vulgaris, 321 nucleotides long. The record is from the annotation of a GenBank genome assembly. Lineage: Eukaryota; Metazoa; Nematoda; Chromadorea; Rhabditida; Strongylidae.